CACUUGCCGUGAUUGGCUCAUAUGACGUCCUCCCAUUCUCCGCGCAUCUGUCACACUGACAGAGGAGAGGAGAGCCGGUAAUCAGCUUUCUGCGGAGGGGACAUGUACACUGAUCAUCAGGGCACUGAUGAUCAGUGUGCCCUGAUGAUCAGUGUAGCCCCAGCAGUGCCAGCUGUCAGUGUCCAUCAGUGCCACAUCAAUGCCACAUAUCAGUGCCUACCAGUGCACAUCAAUGCCACAUAUCAGUGCCCAUCUGAGCUGCCUUUCAGUGUUACCCAUCAGUGCCAGUCAGUGCCACCUAUCAAUGCCAAUCAGUGCCACCUAUCAGUGCUGCCAAUCAGUGCUGCCUAUCAGUGCCAUGUAUCAGUG
Messenger RNA from Staurois parvus, 369 nucleotides. The record is from the annotation of a GenBank genome assembly. Lineage: Eukaryota; Metazoa; Chordata; Amphibia; Anura; Ranidae.